Harmonia axyridis is the source of this 978-nucleotide messenger RNA. RefSeq lists its product as uncharacterized. The transcript has 2 exons. Gene Ontology annotation, molecular function: catalytic activity. The record is from RefSeq and is a predicted model, not a curated record. Lineage: Eukaryota; Metazoa; Arthropoda; Insecta; Coleoptera; Coccinellidae. The coding region runs from base 1 to 978 and encodes 325 amino acids.
AUGGCCGAGAGGAGAGGAGCUUCUCAGGCCCCAACCUCUGGUCCGGCGUCGAAAAGGCCCAAAGGGGAUGUAAAGAAGAAGGUGGUGAAGCCUCCAGGAAAUGAAGAGGCCAUAAAACUGACCACCAGCUCUGGGGGGAGGGCUGAUCCGCAAGGGCGUGAUAAGGGGGGGUCCGACGGAGAAAAACCGGCGAUAAACCUCCAGCACUCGAAGGCAGCCUCUAGUGCCUUAUGCUGGAGAACAUCUAGAAGGCAUGUUGACAUAGGGCUGAUACAAGAGCCCUGGAUCAAUGGAGGCCAAGUAAGAGGCCUACCAAACAAAGUAUAUCAGUCGAUAUACUGCGAUAAGGCAGUAAGUCCAAGAGCCCUAAUAAUACUCAGAAGGGGACUAACCUGUCUUCCACUUACAGAGUUCCUGACAAGGGAUCUUGCUGCGGCAUUGGUUGAGGUGCGAACUGAGAACAUCAAGAGGCAGCUUGUUAUCGCCUCAGGAUAUUUUCCAGGAGACGCCAUCAGCCCACCACCGGAGGAAGUACAACGCCUCAUCGAAUGGUGCCGCAUAGAGAAGAAACAACUUAUUCUGGGCUGCGAUGCGAACGCACACCACAAAGUAUGGGGCAGCACAGAUAUAAAUCAUAGAGGUGAGGAUUUACUUGACUUUCUAUUUUCUACUAACAUAGAGAUAGUAAAUGUGGGUAAUAGUCCAACCUUCAUGAAUGCGAUCAGAAGGGAAGUAAUUGACCUUACACUGGCGACACCUUUUAUUGCGGGGAUGGUCAAGAACUGGAGGGUCUCAGAAGAGCCAUCCAUGUCAGACCAUAUGGCAAUAGAAUUCAACGUUGAAGCAACUGCUUCAGCUGAUGUUGAGUGCAGGAUACCCAGGAAGACAGACUGGGAACUUUACAUAGAUAUUAUUUCUAUCGAAAAGUUGUUGUAUUUGCAUCGCAAUUUUUUUUUCAAACAUGUCACAUGGCCUUAA